AGAAAGCAGCUUGUCUAUUAAUGUCUUCCUUCAUGGCUGAGGAUGUAUGGCUACCUGUCCCAGGCUAGCAGACAAAUGUCCACCAUGCAAUCAGCCCAGAUCCUUUCUAGUGCCAUUAAGGACAUGCAGCGCUUCUAUGGCCUGGAGGUGACUGGACACAUGGACUUGGCCACUCUUAACGCCAUGAAAAGACCUCGCUGUGGAGUUCCUGACCGUUUUGAGGAGUCAACAGAGGGAGGUACUCGCCGCAAGCGGUACGCACUUACUGGCCACAAGUGGGAUCAGGACAGGCUGACUUACAGCAUUCAGAACCACUCACCCAAAGUGGGCCAGGAGCAGACCUACGAGGCUAUUCGCAAAGCCUUCCAGGUUUGGGAGAAAGUAACGCCUCUGAGGUUCGAGGAGGUCCCGUAUCAUGAGAUAAAGAAUGGCAGUGAGGGGCCUGACAUAAUACUACUGUUUGCCUCUGGAUAUCAUGGCGAUAUGUCUCUCUUUGAUGGGGAAGGAGGCUCUCUGGCACAUGCCUUUUUCCCCGGUCCUGGAAUGGGAGGAGACACACAUUUCGAUAUAGACGAGCCAUGGACCUUGAACCAACGGGAGAGCUCAGGCGUCGACUUGUUUCUGGUUGCAGUUCACGAGUUGGGUCAUGCGCUGGGGUUGGAGCACUCCAACAACCCUUCUGCCAUCAUGGCGCCUUUCUACCAGUGGAUGGACACGGAUAGCUUCUCAUUGACUGAAGAUGAUAUAAAUGGCAUUCAUCAGAUCUAUGGACCUCCAGAGACUGUCACCACUCAAGCACCUCCCACCACAACCCUGUUUACAACCACUGCCGAGCCGGAGCCCACCACUACAGUGGCCCAACCGAAAACAACCAGAGCCUCGCUGCAGCCCACCAAGCCCUGGGUGCCUCCGGUCCAGCCCACCAGGAGGUCCCAUAGACCCCAGCCCACAGCUCACUCAGAUCAGGAUGCACCUGACAUCUGCGAGGGGAACUUUGACACAGUGACCGUGCUAAGAGGGGAGAUAUUUGUGUUCAAGGGUCGUUGGUUCUGGAGGGUUAGGAGGAACCGGGUUCUGGAUAAUUACCCAAUGCCAAUCUCCUUCUUCUGGAUGGGGCUUCCAGAGGACAUAGAUGCUGCCUAUGAACGGCAUGAUGGGAAAUUUGUAUUCUUUAAAG
Molecule: messenger RNA, 1177 nt
Organism: Sinocyclocheilus rhinocerous
Lineage: Eukaryota; Metazoa; Chordata; Actinopteri; Cypriniformes; Cyprinidae
Product: matrix metalloproteinase-15-like
Exons: 7
Biological process (GO): extracellular matrix organization; proteolysis; collagen catabolic process
Cellular component (GO): extracellular matrix
Molecular function (GO): zinc ion binding; metalloendopeptidase activity
Source: RefSeq, a predicted model, not a curated record